This is a messenger RNA of Physeter macrocephalus (sperm whale), 2140 nucleotides long. It is a transcript of the gene TRMT11, whose product is annotated as tRNA methyltransferase 11 homolog. Gene Ontology annotation, biological process: methylation. The coding region runs from base 793 to 1986 and encodes 397 amino acids. Lineage: Eukaryota; Metazoa; Chordata; Mammalia; Artiodactyla; Physeteridae. Gene Ontology annotation, molecular function: methyltransferase activity; nucleic acid binding. The transcript has 13 exons. Gene Ontology annotation, cellular component: cytoplasm. The record is from RefSeq and is a predicted model, not a curated record.
CAGAAUAGGAAGUAUGUGAGACCAUAAAAAUCAAGAGGGUAAAGUUUUAGGAUUUUGCUAGAGUGGUUGUGUAGUUUUAGGCGAAGAAGCCAGAUUGCUUGGUUUAGUGGUCACUGGAAAGUGAGGAAGGGGAGAUAGAUUGCUCUUAACAUAAGAAGGGAAAGUAAGAGAUUGGUUAACAGUUUGAGGGGGCCCUAGAGUCAAGGGAGGAUCCCUAUCCCUCUUGGAGAAAUUGGCAUGUUUGUAGGCUGAAGGGGAAAAUGGAUAUAAGGGCCCAGUGGGAGGUGUUGGCCUUUCAGUAGAAGGGGAGCGUGGGCAGAGGAGACUUAAGAUGGGUGCGGGUAGUUGCCUGAGGGCCUGUUUUUUGGGUAAUGAAUGAGUCAAGGUUAUUUCUUGAAAGAUGGGGGACCAAGAGAUUGAAUGGAGAAAUUGAGAAAAAUAGUAAAAUCUGAAAUAAUCAUUGAGAGCAAAGAGGGAGCUGAUGAGCUACAACAGUUGAGUAGAGAAGAACUCAGGUGUUAGAGCGAGGCUGAAAACCCAGCUGAGGGUGAAGAGCAUGUAUUUGUAAUUGUGCCAAGAUUCUGUGAUUUUCUUCAGUUGUGUUCAACUCACUGGCCUUAGGAGUUUUGAAGGAAGAUUGUGGCAUUGAUUCGGGACUAAUGUGUUGCUGGGCAGGAAAUAAAGUCUCUACUUUCACUUUUUGGAGGUCAGUUCACCAGUAGUCAGGAAACUUAUGGAAAGUCUCCUUUUUGGAUUCUUAGCAUUCCCUCUGAAGAUAUUGCCAGAAACUUAAUGAAACGAACAGUGUGUGCCAAGUCUAUAUUUGAACUAUGGGGUCAUGGAAAGUCUCCAGAGGAGCUGUAUAGUUCUUUGAAAAACUACCCUGUGGAGAAGAUGGUUCCAUUUCUGCAUUCAGAUUCUACAUAUAAAAUAAAGAUUCACACAUUUAAUAAAACGUUGACACAAGAAGAAAAAGUCAAACGGAUAGAUGCACUUGAAUUUCUGCCAUUUGAAGGAAAAGUUAAUUUAAAGAAGCCACAACAUAUAUUCUCUAUUUUAGAGGAUUAUGGUUUGGACCCAAACUACAUCCCUGAGAAUCCACAUAAUAUCUAUUUUGGUAGAUGGAUUGCAGAUGGGCAGAGAGAGCUUAUUGAGUCAUACAGUGUCAAAAAGAGACACUUUAUUGGAAAUACAAGCAUGGAUGCUGGUUUAUCAUUCAUCAUGGCCAACCAUGGAAAAGUGAAAGAAAAUGAUAUUGUAUUUGAUCCAUUUGUUGGAACAGGUGGCCUUCUGAUAGCAUCUGCUCAUUUUGGUGCAUAUGUAUAUGGGACAGACAUAGACUACAACACCGUUCAUGGCUUGGGAAAGGCUAGUAGGAAAAACCAGAAAUGGAGAGGACCAGAUGAAAACAUUAGGGCAAAUCUUCGUCAAUAUGGUUUAGAGAAGUAUUACCUUGAUGUCCUGGUUUCAGAUGCAUCUAAACCUUCUUGGAGGAAGGGCACAUACUUUGAUGCAGUCAUCACUGAUCCUCCAUAUGGUAUUAGAGAGUCUACAAGAAGAACAGGUUCACAGAAGGAAAUACCAAAGGGGAUAGAAAAAUGUCCAGAAACCCACGUUCCUGUUUCCUUGAGUUAUCAUCUGAGUGAUAUGUUUUUUGACCUGUUAAACUUUGCAGCUGAGACCCUCGUAUUAGGUGGAAGACUAGUCUAUUGGUUACCAGUGUACACACCAGAAUACACUGAAGAGAUGGUACCCUGGCACCCUUGCUUGAAACUCAUCAGCAACUGUGAGCAGAAGCUUUCCAGUCACACAUCCAGGCGCUUGGUAACGAUGGAAAAGGUGAAGGAAUUUGAGAACCGGGACCAGUAUUCACAUCUGCUGAGUGAUCACUUUCUGCCGUACCAAGGUCAUAAUUCCUUCCGUGAGAAAUAUUUCAGUGGGGUAACAAAAAGAAUUGCCAAGGAAGAAAAAUCUAGCCAGGAGUGAAAAUUAGGAUUUUGACAAUGGAGAAAGAAUAAGGAUUUGAUAGAAAAGACAUCUGGAUGUGAACUUUCAUGUAUGUUACAGAAAAUGUACUGUUUUAAAUAAUUUUAUAUAACAAAAUAAAUGCUAUAAAGUCAACUGAACAAUUCUUUUAACG